CACACACAUAUACGUAUUUAAGCACCUCACUCCGCUCGGCGACUCCGUAUAUACAUACUGUAUAUAUUCUGCGUGUGCAGAGAGCAACGAAAUUUCGCGUGUCUAUAUGGACGUGCUGUUCAUGUGUGCGUGUGCGUGAGCGUAAACUCAUAAUAGCGUGGCGCAGAGCGUCAUUAAAGCGCCGAGAAAGAGAGUGCGAGUGAGCGAGGUACAUAUAAGAUACACACGAGUCAGUCUUGGCGAAAACCUCGCAGCCGCCGCAAUCUGCUUUUCUGCUGCUGCUGCUGCCGCUAUCUCGUAUAUAUAGCUCUGACACAGUGAUUCGAGUGAGGCUCGAGGAGCAGCUCGCGAAGUAUAUCGAAAAAAACGACGCACACGCUAUUUUGGCGGCGGCUGCUACUGCUGCUGCUGCAGUGACUCCCUGAAUUUUCGUCGUUUCCAACGAAACAGUUUUGACUCCGAUACGUAGUACUGUCGAAAAAGAAAAGGGACUUCUCUCUCCUACGUUAAUAAAACAUAUACAACGGUACAUAUACAUAUACGUGUAUCAGUGUGAGACCGAAACAACACACGGCCAGCAGAGCAACAAUGUCCUACGAAACGAAGUACAUCUUCGCGACGCUGCCGCGCACGGCCAGGGGCCAGCCCCUGGUGCUCGGCGGCGAUCCCAAGGGCAAGAACUUCCUCUACACGAACGGCAACAGCGUGAUCAUACGCAACAUCGAUAAUCCGGCGAUCGCCGACAUCUACACGGAGCACUCGUGCCCGGUGAACGUGGCCAAGUACUCGCCCAGCGGCUUCUACAUCGCCUCGGGAGAUCAGUCGGGCAAGGUGCGCAUCUGGGACACGGUCAACAAGGAGCACAUACUGAAGAACGAGUUCCAUCCGAUCGGGGGGCCGAUCAAGGACAUCGCCUGGUCGCCCGACAGCCAGCGCAUGGUCGUGGUGGGCGAGGGACGCGAGCGCUUCGGCCACGUGUUCAUGGCCGAGACCGGCACCUCCGUCGGCGAGAUAUCCGGCCAGAGCAAGCCCAUCAACUCGUGCGACUUCAGGCCCGCGAGGCCCUUCAGGCUCGUCACCGGCAGCGAGGACAACACCAUCGCCGUCUUCGAGGGUCCCCCCUUCAAGUUCAAGAUGACCAAGCAGGAGCACUCGCGCUUCGUGCAGGCGGUCAGAUACUCGCCGUCCGGGCAUCUCUUCGCCUCGGCCGGAUUCGACGGCAAGGUCUAUCUGUACGACGGAACGAGCAGCGAACUGGUCGGCGAGGUGGGCUCGCCCGCUCACCAGGGCGGCGUCUACGGGCUCGCCUGGAAGCCCGACGGCACUCAGCUACUCACCUGCUCCGGGGACAAGACCUGCAAGCUCUGGGACGUCGAGACGAGGACCCUCGUCGACGAGUUCGUCAUGGGCAAUACGGUGGACGAUCAGCAGGUGAGCUGUCUGUGGCAAGGCAAUCACGUGCUGUCCGUGUCGCUCAGCGGAUUCAUCAACUAUCUCGACCUGAACAAUCCGCUGAAGCCGCUGCGCAUAAUCAAGGGCCACAACAAGCCCAUCACAGUAUUAACCACGAGCCUGGACAAGAGCACGAUCUACACGGGCUCGCACGACGGCUACGUGACCAGCUGGAAGUCGGCUACGGGCGAGAACGAUCGCGUCCAAGGCCAGGGCCACGGCAAUCAGAUCAACGGCAUGAAAGCCGGCGCCGAUCUCGUCUACACGGCCGGCAUCGAUGACACACUUCGCACUUUCGACAUAGCCACCAAUUCGUACGAGAACACGCAGGUGCUGAGGCUUGGAUCGCAGCCCAGAGGUUUGGAUAUUUAUAACGGUAUGGUGAUCGUCUCCGCUGUAAAACAGCUCGUGGUCACGAAGGAGGGUAGAAAAUUGUCCGGCUUACCGAUCAAUUACGAUCCGUCUAGCGUCAGUGUCAAUCAAGAGACCGGCGACGUCGCCGUUGGCUCGAAUUCCGAUAACAAGGUGUACGUUUACACUUUGGACGGUAGCAAUUUGACGCCGAAGGUGGAGCUGCAGCAUCAAGGCCCAGUCACCGACGUAUCCUUCAGUCCCGAUAACAAGUAUUUGGUGGCCUGCGACGGCAAUCGCAAAGUUAUUCUGUACGUCGCGCCGGAAUAUAAGACGCUGGCCCACAACAAAGAAUGGGGCUUCCACAGUGCCAGAGUCAACUCUGUAGCUUGGAGUCCAGAGUCGAAUAUGGUUGCCAGUGGAAGUCUGGAUACAACCAUUAUCAUUUGGAGUGUUACUAAUCCCGCGAAACACACAAUCAUCAAAAAUGCUCACUCGCAAAGUCAAAUUACUCAACUUAGAUGGUUGGACGAGGAGACGGUGAUUUCCGUUGGACAAGACUGCAACACGAAAAUAUGGCGCGUAGAAAAAAUCUGAUUGAACUGAGGGGGAGAAAAUCUGUUUUUUGUUCAAUAUUUUUCAAUGAAGAACAGCUCAUCAUUAAUAAUGGAUGCAUUUUAUUUUACUUCAUAGGUAUUUUUGAAUUUAAUCGAGUACUUUAAAUCGAAAUAAUGGCACUGCAUUAUUAAUUUUUAAUGUGACAAUUUAUACAUUAGUCAAAAUUACUAUUGUUUCGAUUCCGUAUUAUUUUCAAUACGUUACGGAUCAAAUAUUUGUUGAUUUUAUUCUACCAUCAUUAUUGUAAAUUAGAAAUGAUUUUUUUUUUCUAAAACGUAUUCAAAAAUAAUUUGGAUUAUA
Molecule: messenger RNA, 2721 nt
Organism: Trichogramma pretiosum
Lineage: Eukaryota; Metazoa; Arthropoda; Insecta; Hymenoptera; Trichogrammatidae
Gene: flr
Product: actin-interacting protein 1
Exons: 8
Coding region: 589-2400 (603 amino acids)
Biological process (GO): sarcomere organization; locomotion; positive regulation of actin filament depolymerization
Cellular component (GO): cortical actin cytoskeleton
Molecular function (GO): actin filament binding
Source: RefSeq, a predicted model, not a curated record